Messenger RNA from Trichoplax adhaerens, 729 nucleotides. RefSeq lists its product as hypothetical. NCBI's taxonomy places the organism in Eukaryota, Metazoa, Placozoa, Uniplacotomia, Trichoplacea, Trichoplacidae. Gene Ontology annotation, biological process: proteolysis. Gene Ontology annotation, molecular function: serine-type endopeptidase activity. The record is from RefSeq and is a predicted model, not a curated record. Bases 1 to 729 code for a protein of 242 amino acids. The transcript is spliced from 3 exons.
AUGCUCGCUGACGACUAUAACAGGAUUGUCGGUGGAAGUGAGGCUAGCAAACAUGAAUUUCCUUACCAGAUCUCACUUGAGCAAAAAUAUGGCAAAAGUUGGUAUCACAUUUGUGGUGGAAGUAUAAUUGACAGCAAAUGGGUUCUUACAGCUGCUCAUUGUGUUGAGGGUGCUAAAGCACGAAAAUUGAGAGUCAAUGUUGGCGAUCAUAGUAUUGAAGAUGCUACUGAACAGAUUAUUUCUUUAAGAAGAUCAAUUGUCCAUUCUGCCUACGAUUCUAAUAGCCUCGUCAAUGAUAUUGCCUUGCUCGAGUUGUCUGAAUCAGCUACAGCCAAGAGCAAUACCGCUACAAUUCCUUGUGCUUCAAAAGCUACAACCAUGUCUGAUGGAGAUACUGUCACUGUAACUGGUUGGGGUACACUUUCAUCUGGUGGUUCAUCUCCCGAUACAUUGCAUAAAGUAAAUGUGAAUUAUUUUGAUGAUUCCAAAUGCUUGAGUGCAUACGGCAGUGAAUUCUCUGCUAAGGAAAUGUUUUGCGCUGGAGUAAACGGAGGUGGUAAAGAUUCUUGCCAAGGCGAUAGUGGCGGUCCAGCCGCUUCUGGCGGAAGAUUAGUUGGUGUUGUCAGCUGGGGCUACGGCUGUGCCGAUGCACAAUAUCCUGGCGUUUAUACGCGUGUCAGCAAUUAUCAGGAUUGGAUCGAGGGAUAUGCCGGCAAAAUAAUCAAUUAA